Molecule: messenger RNA, 1227 nt
Organism: Ostrea edulis (European flat oyster)
Lineage: Eukaryota; Metazoa; Mollusca; Bivalvia; Ostreida; Ostreidae
Exons: 2
Coding region: 70-1128 (352 amino acids)
Source: RefSeq, a predicted model, not a curated record
ACAAUAACGUUAGUAGGGGUGAUGUACGUGUUCUACCUUUAAAAAGGCGCACAUGCUCACGUUAUUAUCAUGCCGAGGUUUAGACAUUGGGGUGUUCUUUUAUUCUUCUUUGUUUUCAUGGUAUUUCUUUUGAUGAUAUCUAUCUGGACUAACUUGUCAGCAUGGGACAUACCAAAAUCGAUUUAUCUGCGUAUAACAUCAACCCAUCCGAAUAAUAUAAGUCUGCAAAAUUUUCUUUCGUGGAUAUUUUCUAGAAUUAGCGGCGAUUGGAUUUACGGAAAAAUAUCGUCAUCAAACCUAACGAUUGUGACAGCUUAUUGGAACAUCGGAACCUUUAAAAAAGGGUCAAGUGCUCUAUUCACCAAAAAUACAUAUUUCUCCUGGAUGAAAAGUUUCCAGUAUUUAAUGAAUCCCCUUGUAGUUUACACAGACAGUAAAGAAUUCGUAGAUUUGAUGAAGAAACUGAGAUCUGAAGGAAAAUUGAAUUACCAAACAGAAAUUUUCUAUGAGGAAAGGAAGUCGAUUUGGUCCUUCGGGCUGGUGGACAGGAUACAGAGAGUAUAUAAACAGCCUGGAUAUCCAGCAUACCAUCCCAACACUGUCAAUGCAUUGUAUGCUGCAGCACAGCAUACAAAAUUUACAGUCGUAGCGGAUGCAGCGCGGAAGAAUAUAUACAACACACCGUACUACGCGUGGUUGGACGUGGGAUAUUUUAGAGAUUUAGUCGGAAGCGAACAAUUUUUCGAAUUAAAAAUUCCGAAUGAUCAAGAUCCAGGACGGAUAUCAGUUAAUCUAAUGUUUCGUCGACAUAUGGAAAUUAAUCCAUAUGAGAUAUUUCGACAUAACAAGGUGUGGGUAGGCGGUGGGAUGUUUAUAGGUACAAAAAAUAUUUUCAUCAAAUUCGAAGAAUUGUAUCGUAAAGCAUUGUUAUAUUUCCUAGAUCAGCACCUGAUGAAUUCUGAUCAGCAGGUGCUUUUUGCAAUGUAUUCAAAUCGGGGUCGAAAAGCACUUAAACCACAGACUGAACUUCAGUUAUAUACCCCGAAAGGAAACGGAAAUCCAUGGUUUUACCUGGGGUAUCUGUGCCGGGAAAUUGUUAACAGAACAAACGUGAUCGAAUUUAUAUGAGCAGGAAAAAGUGAGGGUAUAUUACGAAAUACUUCAUAUCGCAUGUAUUAAUCAUACGUAUGAUAAAUAAAAAUAUGUUUCAGAUUUUUGUCUUGAAAA